ACCCCCUCCAAAUUAGUUAACAAAUUUUGCCCUAAUCCACUUUUUUAAUAAUAAUUUCUCUCAAAUCCUCCUGAUAUAUUUUUUUUUUUGUCAUCAAUACUAUUUAUCUUUAAUCCAAUAAAAAAAAUAGAGAUUAGGGUAAAGGCAGAGUAGCACCCACCCUCCACUCUCCUACCUGUCUCACCAACUCGCAUCUAGAAGCUUUUUUUCCCCCCACCACUUAUUCUUCUCCUUCUCCUUUCUCUCCAAGCAAAAAAAGAGUCAAAAACUCAGAAGCCUAUAAAUCCACAUUUCCUCCAAGUCCUUUCAAAAGCCGGCUUCUCCUUCUUCUUCUUCUUCUUCUUCUUCUUCUUCUACUUAAAGUUAAGCUGGAUUAAACUUAAGUAAAAGCCACCAAAACCAGAAGCUGCGAUUUGCAGGAAAAGUGGAGUGAGAAAAAAAAAUGGGGAGGUCGCCGUGCUGCGAGAAAGCGCACACAAACAAGGGCGCCUGGACGAAAGAGGAAGACGACCGCCUCGUCGCCUACAUCAAAUCCCACGGCGAGGGAUGCUGGCGCUCUCUGCCCAAAUCCGCCGGGCUCCUCCGCUGCGGCAAGAGCUGCCGCCUCCGCUGGAUCAACUACCUCCGCCCCGACCUCAAGCGCGGCAACUUCUCCGACGACGAGGACGAGCUCAUCAUCAAGCUCCACUCCCUCCUCGGCAACAAAUGGUCGCUGAUUGCGGGAAGAUUACCCGGGAGGACGGAUAACGAGAUUAAGAACUACUGGAACACUCACAUCCGGCGGAAGCUGCUCAAUCGCGGGAUAGAUCCGACGACACACCGCCCGCUCUCCGAAUCCGCCGCACCCGCCGCGGCGGCGGCGACAGCGGCCACCACUUCGUCGACGACGACGAUUUCAUUCGCCGCGGCGGCGAGCAGUAGGGAUCAGGAAGACUGUAAAAACGACGUCAAGAGGCUAUCUACGCCGCCGCCGCCGCCGGCGGCUGCGGCGGCGGUGAAGAAGGAGGAGGAGGUGGAGGAGAAGUGUCCGGAUUUGAAUCUGGAGCUGAGAAUAAGCCCGCCGUACCAAGAACAGUUCUAUAGAGAUACGACGCCGUCUGGCAAGGAGGAGCAGCAGUGUUUCGAUUGUAGCUUGGGGUUGGAGAGGAGCAAGGAUUGCAGCAGUUGCAGGAGCAGGAGAAGACCGUUGAUGGUGGUGAGUAGUAUCAGUAGUGGUGGUGGGCCUGGGCCGAACGGGCCGGCUGCUGGGUUCGAUUUCUUGGGUUUGAAAAGUGGGGUUUUGGACUACAGAAGCUUGGAGAUGAAGUAGUCGUGUGGUUAAAAAUUCAUUAAUUACCCCUCCCCAGGUAAAAAAAAAAAGUAAAAAACUUGGUAGCUGAGUGAAUCUUCUUCUCUCUGUCUCUGUUGGGUGAUUAUGUUAAAAAUUAGAUUAACCUACUCGAUUAAGUAGUUUUUUAUUUUUACCUUUUACGGUAUGGCAAUUUGUAUGAUGAUAUAUAAUAUUUCGUAUGUAUUUAUAUAGAUAUACAUGGAUACAGAUUUUGUUUCUCAUUGUAAUUUUUAAUUUUCCCCACGGUACGGUAAUAUUCCUCCUUAUUUGCCACCUAACAAGCAUAUAUUAGUGGAUAAAAAAAGUUAUACUUUAGAAUAUUUUUCAUCAAAGCAUCAUUUUAUUGAAACCAAGGAUAUUAAUUAUGGAGUUGUAACAUCAUCAAUAUCACUCAAUUAAGAUAUUGUUCUUGAUGACUUGAUCUAAAGAGAUUUAUAACAUGAAAGUUUCGUAACGAAAUACUAGUACAUUAUAUCUUAAGUUAA
Messenger RNA from Linum tenue, 1815 nucleotides. Lineage: Eukaryota; Viridiplantae; Streptophyta; Magnoliopsida; Malpighiales; Linaceae. The record is from the annotation of a GenBank genome assembly.